AUGCGGUGGCUUGAGCAGCAGCACGCCAUGUCCUCCUCGCGUUCGCUCCCCGUCGUCGCCGGCGCCGGUACCGCGGACGAGGCCAACGGCGAAGCUCUCGAAGGCGAUGGUGGUGCUGGGGGAGGCAGGGGCGACGGCAUCUUCCCCAAGACACCGGGCCCCGGCGAAGGGGGCCACCCCAUGGUGGCGUCUUGGGCGCAGACCGCGCCAGGGGGGUCGAUGACGGGCAUGGGGGACGGAGGAAUGCUGGCGCACCAGGUGUCCGUCGACCAGAAGGCCGCGGCCACGAUCGCCAAGCUCAAGAACAAGGUCAACCGUCUCCGCCGAGAGAGGGACGACGCUGAGGUCCAGGCGUCCAACUGGCUCAAGAGUGAGCAGGAGAGGAUGGCCCUUAACAGCAACAGCGGCAGCACCAGCAGCAACUUCAACUCCUCCUCCAACUCGACCGCGCUGAUCGAGGCCGGCCCCGGCGCGGGGGGUGGGGGUGGCAGGGUGAGCAGCGGGGGCCCCGUGGUAGCGAGCCUCAAGGCCGAGAGCCUCCAGCUGAAGAAAGAGCUGCAGGACGCUAGGGCGGAGGCGGAGAGGUUCAAGAGGAAGUUAGCCUCGGGGUCAGGGCUGUCGCCGAACGUUACCCCGGCGGGGAGCGGCGGCUUCGCGAGGGGCUUGGUUGGCGGUGGACAAGACGAGGGAUUGGACGACUCCGAGCCUCAGGAGGCGAGGCUUGCCCUGGGGCGUCUCCUGGGGCAAGCGCUCAACCUCCUGGACCCUCAGGCUGCCGCCGACGCGGUCGCCGUCGCCGCGAAGCGGAUGAGUGCCCCCGAGGUGGCGGCGGCGGCGGCGGCGGCGGUCGCCCCGCUGGCACCGGCGCCGCUGUCCCCCCAGGGCGCCGCGGGGAUGAUGAAGCUCAGCACCGGCGAGUCCAUCCACGAGGGGUCCCCGCCGCGGGCGGAGGAGGAGCUCGAGGCGGUGGCGAUGGAAAGUGCCGCCGCCACCGCCGGCGGCGGCAAGGCGUUCGUGGCCGGCCUCAAGGACAACGGCCUUACCGGAGACGAGAAGAAGGACGUCGGGGCGAGCGGCGCUGCCAGCAACGGUGCUGCUGCCGCUGCUUCCAACGGUGGCGGCGGUGCCGCCGCCGCUCCCGCUCUCUCCGGCGUGAAGGCGGCCGUGGCGGCGAUCAACAUCAGCGGCUACUCCGCGGAGCCCCGGGAAAAGGAGGUCGGCCGCCACCCUUUCAUGGCGGCGGGGCUGGUGGAGUCCAAGACCACCAACAUGGAGUAG
Ectocarpus siliculosus is the source of this 1278-nucleotide messenger RNA. The record is from the annotation of a GenBank genome assembly. Lineage: Eukaryota; Phaeophyceae; Ectocarpales; Ectocarpaceae.